AUGCACUUCUCGCUCCUCUUCAUCAUCGCGGCCUAUGCCUGCACAGCUUCAGCAGCCAUAACAUGGACCCUCCAAAAAGCCUCAAACCCGACCGCCGACCAGAAGGAUGCAUACGCUAAAAUCGAAGCCGCAAUGACCAAAGCCGUCGCACGCUACCACAAAUAUUCCAACCCGAACAAAACUAUCCGCGUCUCCUACGCUCCUGGCGUCCCCACUGCCGAGGCCUCUUAUAACGGCGAUCUACGCUUUGGCUCGAACCGAUCAUACAUGUCGGAGAGGACCGCUAUGCACGAGAUCAGUCAUACGCUUGGUGUAGGGCAGACGGCGGCGUUUGAUAGGAAAUGUAAAGCUGGAGAUUGGAAGACGGCGCUGCCGUUGCUGAAGAGCUGGGAUGGAGCGAAUGCGAAGAUUAAUUGCGGUGGAAGUCACUUCUGGCCCUAUGGGCUGAAUUAUGACAAUGAGUGGAGCGAGACGAAUGCGAAUCGUCAUGUCCAGAUUGUGCAGGCUAUGGUUGCGGAUGGAAUGUAA
Molecule: messenger RNA, 528 nt
Organism: Cucurbitaria berberidis CBS 394.84
Lineage: Eukaryota; Fungi; Ascomycota; Dothideomycetes; Pleosporales; Cucurbitariaceae
Exons: 1
Coding region: 1-528 (175 amino acids)
Source: RefSeq, a predicted model, not a curated record